CGCUGUGGUGUAAUAUGUGCGCGCGCUGCCCAGCUGUCAGCCCCGGCAUUGGUCCACCAGGCGCACGCACGUAGGCGCGUAUCCGACCGACCAACCCCCUUUUCCCGGUACACUGACUGAGCAGCAGCCGGUAACAGGACGGACCGGCGGAUCCGUGUUCCAACGGCACCGACAGGACCGGAACCUGCACCGGACCCGGAGGUGUGACGCUGCUGAGUACCCCCCCCCACCACCACCACCACCGUGUGCAGCGGCGCCAUGGCAGCUAUGGGACCUGAAGACAGAACCGGAACCAGGCCAGACAGGAUGGCGGCCCCCCCACUGGGACAGAAAGCCUGCACCCCCACCCCACCCAGCACCAGUCACAGCAGCAGCACCCCUGACACACCGAGGGAGGGGCCUGGGCCCUGCUGGACAAACCUACCACUGCAGAUCCUGGGACCCACAAUGCACCUGUGCACUGGAGAGGCAGCAUUCAGUUUCCGCAGCCCAGAGUCGGUCGAGAUGGAUGAGAUCAUGGCAGCCAUGGUCCUGACCAGCCUGUCCUGCAGUCCUGGUCUCCAGAGUCCCCCACAAACAGAUCCUGGUCUCCAGAGUCCCCCACAAAAAGAUCCUGGUCUCCAGAGUCCCCCACAGACAGAUCCUGAACCAGCCCCCUCGUCAUCAGCUGACAUGGAGUGUGGUGGAGGCGAACUGUCCGACAGCGGCAGCAGCGGAUACUGGAGCUGGGACCACGGCAACGUCAGCCCUUCCCCUUCGCCGUCCAUCACCGAAGCGGACGGCAGCCCUGACGAAGGCCUACAAAUGGACCUGGACCAGGGGGAGGAGCUUAAUGCCAAAAAGCCAAAGAGCUCUUUCAGGGGCGUGUAUAAAUGCUUGUGGCCCAGCUGUGGGAAGGUCCUCACUUCGUCUGUUGGAAUAAAAAGACACAUCCGUCUUCUGCAUCUGGGCAGGUCUUCAGAUCAGUCCCUCAGAGAAGAAGACUUCUACUACACCAGGAUCUGCUGUGAUGCUGUCGACUCCGCCUCUGCUCCGGCUCCGGCUCCGCCUCCCUCCCAGUCCCGCCCCCAGGCUCUGGUCCAGUCUUCAGCCCCUCAUCUGAGCUGGUCCUCCUGUGGUUCCCCCUCAGGCUCUGGGCUCCAGAUCCCCCCCACCCACAGGUCGAGGUCCAACUCCAGCUCUGGACCCGGUCCCAGCAGACCCGGUCCACUGAGCCAGUCUGCACCAGGCAGCUUCUGGCAGAUCCACUCUGAGCACCUGUACCAGGCCUGCAGUCCGGUCCAGGUCCCAGUCCCGGUCCCAGUGGGUUCCAGAAGCCCCAGUGUCCACGGAUGGAGCGUCUCCACAUCUGUGUCCUGCCACAGUAACCCUCCGGUGACCAAAGCUCGCUUUCGCUCUGUCAGCGUUGGCGAACAGUGGCUUCAACAGAACCGACUGACGACAGUGAACGCAGCAUCACCGACACGGAACCACUGUUCAUACAGGAAGGCUCGUGGUGAGGCUAAGAAGUGUCGUAAAGUCUACGGGCUGGAGCAGAAGGACCAGUGGUGUACAGCCUGUCGAUGGAAAAAAGCCUGUCAGCGAUUCCCCGACUGAAAACAGACACACAGAGGUGGACGAGUGGACGAGGACCAACAGACUUGAAUCAAACAGAGGAUGGACUGUUUAAACCAGGGCCUGAGAGCCAUAGAGAAACAACUGGACUGUUCCCACAUGGGUUUUGUUUUUUACUUUGUUCUUGUUUAGAUUCUUUCCUAAAGGAAUGCACGUGGACUGUGGUGUGUUCUGACCCCCUGACGCUCUGACCUCUGACCCCCUGACCUCUGACCCCUGACCCUCCACCUUUGGACUGAUGUUGACCAUGUGACCAUGUGCUCCUCCUUUCUCCAGAGCUGCUCUGUUCUCCACUGGACUCAUCUGCUCCUGUGAUGUCAGGUUCUUCUGACCUUCUCUUCCAGUGGUUCUACGGUGGUUCUACGGUGGUUCCACAGUGGUUCUACGGUGGUUCCACAGUGGUUCAAUGAUGGUUCCACAGUGGUUCCACGGUGGUUCUACGGUGGUUCCACAGCUGUUCCACAGUGGUUCCACCAUGGUUCUAUGGUGGUUCCACAGUGGUUCUAUGGUGGUUCCACGGUGGUUCUAAUGUACUUUCUAUGUUUUCCUUUCAGUUCCGUUGGAGUGUUUUCUAUCAUUUUGUUCUGCUCAUGUGUCAGGGCUGACUCUGGGUUCUUUCGUGGAUCAUCCUGGGGUUUUUUUUUUUUGGUUCUGUUUUUUGAUCAAUUGUUUUUUUGUUUUUUUUGAGGGGGGGGGGGUUUGGUUCUUUUUUGGAUUGUCCUGUUUUUUUUUCUGCUCUUGGUUGGAUAAACUCUCUCACAGAAUAAGCUCCGUUUGGUUGGACUCCACCAAAUUUCUUCCAUGUGCUGGACACUGGACAGUGGAGAGUGGACACUGGACAGUGGACACUGGACAGAGGACUUCCUUCCUGUCGCAUGAUAGCAGUUUGAUGUGAGGCAGUGGAGGCAUGGCAGUGGAGGCGUGGCAGUGGGAGGAGCUUUAGGGACAGAGUUUGGAACAGCAAUAAAUAAAAGGAACUAAACUGUCAAACACAUUAAAUAAAAGGCACUGAGUACUGGA
Molecule: messenger RNA, 2634 nt
Organism: Sphaeramia orbicularis (orbiculate cardinalfish)
Lineage: Eukaryota; Metazoa; Chordata; Actinopteri; Kurtiformes; Apogonidae
Gene: znf395b
Product: zinc finger protein 395b
Exons: 10
Coding region: 259-1596 (445 amino acids)
Biological process (GO): regulation of transcription by RNA polymerase II
Cellular component (GO): nucleus
Molecular function (GO): RNA polymerase II cis-regulatory region sequence-specific DNA binding; DNA-binding transcription factor activity
Source: RefSeq, a predicted model, not a curated record